Messenger RNA from Laetiporus sulphureus 93-53, 1369 nucleotides. RefSeq lists its product as uncharacterized. Gene Ontology annotation, cellular component: nucleus. The record is from RefSeq and is a predicted model, not a curated record. Lineage: Eukaryota; Fungi; Basidiomycota; Agaricomycetes; Polyporales; Laetiporaceae. The transcript has 6 exons. Bases 118 to 1086 code for a protein of 322 amino acids. Gene Ontology annotation, biological process: regulation of DNA-templated transcription.
ACUCCUUGUCCCUCUGCCACCAUCAUCUCAAACGGCCAUCGCGGACGCUUCUCGCUCAGCUCGCUCAAACACUUUUCCUGAAUAUUCUAUCUGUAGCUCUUUGUACUUUCGAAGAAGAUGAACGCGAAUCUGGAGGAAGCAGCAAGCAUUGCGGCGGAAUACAUUUCUAGUUUGGACAACUUGCCAAACGAGACGCAACAUCUCCUCGCAGAGAUCAAACACCGCGAUAUUCGUUCGCACGAACUACAACAAGAGAUACAGAAGGAAAGUGCCAAGUACAUCCGACAUUCACUGCGAUCGUCUGCCCCGGGCCAGAUCCUCUCGCCGAAGGAUGGCGCGAUCCCACACGCCAUCGCCGCUCACUAUGCGGAAAUCGACCAGCUUGCCGCGGAGAAGAUAGCGCUCUCCGAACGGAUGGUGAAGCUGGUCCAGCGGGCGCGUGCGCGGUUGGAUCAUGACUUGAGCCGGGUGCUCGUGCUUCAAGGCGACGUGGCGCCAGAAGUGCAGGCUGGCUAUUACGCAAGCCUGACGCCCAAGACGUCGGUUGAAAAAAUCAACGAGAGCCUCAAGAGCGCAAUUACAAUUAGAGAGGCAUCCCCGUCGCCGGCGGCGAGCUCUGGGCCUCUGCAGAAGAGGCGGCGGGUGGGCGCAACGGCGUCCGCGGGGAGCAUUAAGCUUCCGAGCCCCGCGCCCAUGUCGGUAAGUAGUUACGGCAUGGGGCAGCGGUCCAGGUUGUCGCAACAGGUACACACUCGCCAGUCGCCGCUACGCACGCGGCGCGUGACGGCGUCUGUCGGGCUGGAUGCGGAUGAAGAUGCGGAAGGUGAAGAGGACCUCGAGGAAGGGGCAGAAGAAGGGGGUGACGCAGAGGAUAAGGAGCUGUACUGUUUCUGCCAGAAAUUGUCCUACGGGGAGAUGAUCGGAUGCGACAACCCCAACUGCCGGUACCAAUGGUUCCACCUGAACUGCGUGAAUUUGAAACCGCCACUGCCCGAGAACUGGUUCUGCGAGGAAUGCACAGCGAACAUGAAGAAAGGGCUUGGGGGAGGCGCAGUGGGCGGUGGGCGCAAGGGGCGAAAGAAGUGAGAGGAUGGCGAGAUGGGGCGGAGGUGAAACGGACGGAGGAGGCACUGCGGUGGCGGAGGAGUGCUGGCCGAGAUAGGCAGGAGAGGAUCAGACAGGGGAGGAGCCUGCGUGUGGCACUGUGGGCGCGCGGGAGCCGGGGGAGGGGACGAGGUAGACGCCGGGGACUGGGAGGGGCGGGGAUUGGACGAGGGCGGUCGCUAUGGAGUAACAGAGACGGCGGCAGCAACCGAGAGAUCUUCGGCGGGGGACAUUGAAUCGAGAGAUCUCUUUGAGAUGAGAGCAC